This is a messenger RNA of Leptomonas pyrrhocoris, 1145 nucleotides long. RefSeq lists its product as hypothetical. Bases 21 to 1145 code for a protein of 374 amino acids. NCBI's taxonomy places the organism in Eukaryota, Euglenozoa, Kinetoplastea, Trypanosomatida, Trypanosomatidae. The transcript has a single exon. The record is from RefSeq and is a predicted model, not a curated record.
GAUACCGCAACGGCGGCGCCAUGGAUCGGAUUCACGUGGAGCUGUCCCCCGAUGGUGCGGUGACGCGCCGACCUGUGGUGAACGCACAUGUGACAGAAGAGGAAGAGCGGCAACGCGCCUCGAGAGACGAAUACUACUACCACAGUCAGGAACCAUACUCUCCAGACAACGUGGCGAAUUACUCAGCGGAAGCGAUGUUAGAAGUAGAGCUGGACGCAAUUCUACGAGGAGAUCAGACGGCGAGAUGGCGCAGUGUGCAUCGCGGUGCGGCAAGCGUGAAGACAGAAGCCGUCUCAACGCUGCAGCCACCUCCUCCUUUAACCGUACUGACUUCUCGGCAAACUUCACCAACACCAGAAGAGCAAACUCGCACUCUUAAAGGCGUGCUGGACCAUGGCAGCUCGUCGAUGUCGCACUCUGAAAACAGACGCACCCGACGAUCAGCGAUGCGGCACAGCAUCGACCGCUUCUUUGCCAGUGAGGAACGAGACGAGAGUGCCGUGGAGGGUGUUGAGGAAGGGACGGAGGACUUUUCGGUGAGCCGCCGCUCCAACCCCGACGCGCCGUCCGUGCUCUCUCCAUCCUCAGCGGCAUCGCCGGCGCAGGCGGAAAGCGGAAGUCUCGUGGAGGUUACUCCAACUACAGGGAGCCCGCCGCGCGCAUUGUUCAUCCAAAGCAGACGCAAAGCAACCGGCAGCACCGUCGGCACAGAAAACGGAGAGCGUAGAGUUUCCUCGCUCGGUAACUCGUCCGGUGGUGUUCAAGAGGUCGGCAGGCGUACGCGCAACGUCCUGCAGAGCAUCACUGUCAAUACCAUCAUACCGAUGUCGCCAGAGUCGCUCACGAAGCGGUCCUCUGCUAAACCGUUAGGUCGAGGCAAGCACACACACGUGUCUUCUCCGCAAGCGGACGAGGCGGCGUGCUCGCGCUGCGACGACGCCGGCGCUCAUCUCUUUCGCUCUCCCCCCGACGCCGUGCAACAACUCAUGCGUGGCGCGGAGGUUACGGUGACGUGCGAUGCGUGCGACUCGUCUCUGAGCCUGGUCGUGCUUUGCCCCUCCAAUUCACUCCCUUCUGUGCGGUUUUGCCCCCUGUGUGGUAGCGCCGUUGCCUCGAUGCGUGUGCUAGUGUUGUGGACAUGCUAG